Messenger RNA from Coregonus clupeaformis (lake whitefish), 4399 nucleotides. It is a transcript of the gene igsf8, whose product is annotated as immunoglobulin superfamily, member 8. The transcript has 9 exons. The record is from RefSeq and is a predicted model, not a curated record. NCBI's taxonomy places the organism in Eukaryota, Metazoa, Chordata, Actinopteri, Salmoniformes, Salmonidae. The coding region runs from base 464 to 2398 and encodes 644 amino acids.
UCCCACUCCCUCUCCCCCUGUGAUACCAACUACGAUUGAAUUCGGACAGCAUGUUUGCAUGGAAAAGGGUGCUCAGGCAAAUAUUUAGCUAGAGCAAAAAUGAAUUGGUCAUUACGUGUGCGAAAUAUUAUUUAGGCUAUUCUGGAUUACAGAGACGGCAUUCUAACGCAAGAUAAAUAAUUAAAGCGGUAAUAGCUACAGCGGAUUAAUAUUGUUAGCUUGAGUGGUUGGCUAGCUAGUUAGACAUCGGGACUACUAAAUCAACAUGGCAUUGUAGCCUAUCGGAUAUUUCAACGUUCCAUAUGUCAUGUGGAUACAACGUUACAUUGAUGUUGAUGUCUCAUUGAUUGAACUGAACGAGAGAGAGAGAGAGAGAGAGAGAGAAUGUAUCCCGAGACAACCACAGAGACAAGCAGAGGAAUCUGAAUCGACAUAAUCCAUCUGCAGCGGGGCGUCGGGACGAAUGGUGAUGAUGGCUUCGUGGCGAUGGACAGCAGUUCUCAUCUGUUUACAAUGGGUGUUCCAGUACGCCCUGUGUCGCGAGGUAACCCUUCCCUCCGGACCCCUAUACCGCGUGGCAGGGUUCCCCCUCUCCAUCCCCUGUGCUGUAUCAGGCUACGAGGGUUCCCGAACGCAGGACUUUGAGUGGUACCUGUACAGGGAGGACUCCCAGGGGAGACAGAUGGGUGUGAUCUCCACCAGGGACCCCGGGUUUCCUUACGCACCCUUCCAGGCGCGGGUGAGGUCCGGGGACGUGAGGGUGGAGAGGGACUCGGGGGACAAGGCCAGGCUGGUGUUCCAGAGGCUACGCGCAGAUGACCAGGGUCGAUACGAGUGUUACACACCCAGCACAGACUCCAAGUACCAAGGCAACUACAGUGCCUUGGUCGCCGUCAAAGUGAUCCCAGACACUCUCCUGAUUAGCUACUCCCGCUCUCUAACUGGCCAACCUGUGCCAGAGGGGGCGGAGAUAACUCUCACCUGCUCCGCCGGCGUCCAAUCAAAACAGCACACCCACCUGUCCAUCACAUUCGGCGUGCGUGGCGGUGGUAGCGGGACCGGGUCGGGGUCAAGCUCAGGGACACCGAGAGAAAUCAUAGCUAUCGAUAAAGAACUGGGCCUGACUCCUGGCCGAGGGGAGUCCUACCAGAAGAGAUAUGAUGAUGGAGAGAUAACGCUGGUGAAGAAGAGUGGAGAUGGAGGGAGAGAUGUCUAUGUGAUGAGGGUGAGUGCCGUGGCCCCGGAGGACUCGGGGGCCUACUUCUGUGAGGCGUCACAGUGGAUCCUGGACCCUGAUGGAGCGUGGCAGAAGAUCGCUCAGAGGACCCUGGAGAUUGGCAACCUCACGGUUCAACCACUAGCUGACUCCCUGACUGUAACGUCCACUCCGCGAGGUGAGGUAACUCUCCAGUUAGGCUCCCCUCUCACUCUGACCUGUGAGGUGUCUGGUUUGGCCCCUGGGGGCCGGUCGGGCCUGCUGGUCCAGUGGAUGAGGAGGGGCGCCGUGAGCAGCGAGGACAGGGCAUUGACGGGCGGAGGGGUGGAGGUGGAGGUGGCCAGGUACGGCCCAGAUGGGGUGGUGAGCUGGGGGGACGACUCCAGCCGGGGAGGUCGGGGUGGAGGGGGUUCCAUGGAGAAGGAGGUGGAGGGGCGGUACUCUCUCAGGUUGUUCUCUGCUCACCCAGCUGACUCGGGGGUGUACCGCUGUGCUGUGAGCGUCUACGCUGGGAGGCUUAACCCAGGGCCCUCCAGUGCUGCUACGAUCACACAGAGGUCAGAGGGGGUCACCGUCAACCUCAAGACCAAAGAGGUGAAGGUGUCAGCAGUAGCCAACCUUCCCCGCGGCCCCCUCCUGAAGAGAGGGGACACCAUCACCCUGCUCUGCAACAUAUCCGUGGUAACCACCGGCCCCGCACAGGUGGAGGUCCAAUGGCUGCAGAGGGCGGUCCUCCCGGCCCAGGAGGGUGGGGCUACAACAGGGGGCGUGGUCAUAGAGAAGGGUGGUGACCAGCCGUCAGUAGAGGAGAAGGGGAGGGUCUUAGCCUCACUUACCUAUGAGGGCCUGUCCAGGCUCUAUAAGAACAGCAGCUCUGAGGUCAGCAUGGACCGGGUGUCCCCAGGCACCUACAGGCUGAGGAUCUUUUCUGCCCAGGACCAGGGUCUGUUUGUCUGCCAGGCUGAGGUGUGGGGGCAAGACCCUCAUGGAGGAUGGUACAACACCGGGGCCAGGGCCCAGUCAGAGACGGUCAGGGUUUACCUGUACGCCAGAGCGGCCGACCUGCUACUCAUCCCCUUGGUUGUGGGCAUGUCCUCUGCCUUGUUUGUGGGCGUGGUCAUUAUCGCCACGGUAACCUGUUGCUUCAUGAAGCGAUUGGCCAGGCAGCGCUCCCCAAAAUAGGAAGAAGGAAGUCACGACAAGUUCACUGAAGGGUCAUCGACGAAGAGGCAAAGAAAGGCGGGAAAAAAAGAAAAUGAGUGGGAAGUUGGACUUUAAAAAGUUUGAAAGAAAGAAAUUGGAACUCUCAGACCUACAUGAUGUCCAUGUAGAGAUGUGAAGGCUUGUGUUGGAUACACCUGGGACUGGAGAUCACAGUAAAUACUCUAUGUGACAAAGAGUGUUUGUCUAAUCUGGGACAGUGACCAAGAGAAGAAUCUACCAGUACUGCUCCUUCAGGUCAUAUAGACGUUUGAUUGUUUCAUAUGGCACCAAACAAUUUCCAGUUGUUCAUAAUAUGUUGCAUCCAGCUUGUUUAUGUUAUAUAAACCCACAUAGAUACUGUAUUAACUAUUGUAAGACUUCCAUACCAACCCCAACCAAACUGUGCUGGCUCUUUUUCAGCAUUUUUCCGACAACUAUGUUGGAUGUGUAACUAGGCCAGCUCAGAACAGCUUGGUUUGGCUCAGUAGUGUGCAAAGCCCUUUAGGUGUUUGAUGUGUCAACACUGUCAGAAAUGGACAAUGCUCAGCUGUCCAGUGUUGAAAUAGGUCCAAUACAAAUAUUGACUUAGAAGAGACACUGAAUGAUUAGCCCUUUUUUUUGUUAUUUCUGUUCCUUGGCAACCACCCUCUCACAACAGGGUGGUUUAUAUAUUCAUACAACGUUAGCGUUAAAGUUGUUUCUGUUAUAUUGUGUAUGGUUCAUAUGGCAUGAUUGUUAAAUGAUAUAUCAGUGUUUCCCAACUCAGGUCCUUGUGUACUACCAUCAGACAAAAACACCUGUUUCAACUAGUCAAGGGCUUGAUGAUUAGUUGACAAGUAGAAUCAGGUGUGCUUGGCCUGGGACCACAACGAAAAUAUGUACUAUUGUGGGUAAUGAAGGACCGGAGUUGGGCAGCACUGUGAUAUAGGAUCUAAGAUUUAAUGCAAUGCAUGUUGAAGGAGCGUAGCACUUUCACUGCCACUAGUAACAGACCCUUUAGUCUAAAGAAAACCCAUCUCAGCAAUACCACCAGUGCUAGAGUUGGGCUGGUGUUUAUCGGUACAAAGUGAACACUAGUACUGUAUAGAAACCGUAGUACUGUCGAAUUAAAUUGAGUACCAGAAUAUUUUUUUUAUUCCACUUAAGGCACUGAAUACCUAGACAGCUAGAUGAGGACAGGGACCUUAAAGUACACUGCUUGUAUACAAUCAACACUGUAAAUUACUAGGCUACACUAGUAAACAAAGCUAUUGUUUGUAUGAGCCUGAUCCCAGAUCUGUUUGGCCAACUCCUAUUGUUUACCUAUGGUGCCAAACAUGGGCGUUGUCAGGAUGGGACAAACAGAUCUAGGAUCAGGUUAGGACACGGCCAGGGGAUAUUAUGAUGCUGAGAAGAACCAUAACGAAGCAGUCCAGACAGUCCGCUAAACCGAGUAAAAAAAUAAAUAAAAUGAAAGGUAUUUCUGUAUCUAUUUUAGAUAUUUAUGAAGAGAGAUAAUGUGCGAUAGUAAGCAUCCGUGCACUGAGCUGAAUUAUGUGUGUUGUCAUUGUAUACUCCAGAGAGAUUAGUUUUUCUUUUUACUUCUAAAAUGUAAGAUAAGAUGAGACCCUGCUUGAAAUGCUGUGCUUGUCCAUGAGCUGAGCGGAUGACUUUAACAUUCAACGGCUGUCUGUUUGUUCUUAAUGCACUUGGACCAAAACUAGUCUCGCUUGGCAGACUCAUACAGUGGCUGUGGGAAAGAGACCAAAACCAUUUCCCCUGGAACCAUUCAAACUUGUUGAAUAGUUACUGACUGUUGUUUCAGUGUGAAGUCGUGUUGCUGUUCUGUUCUGUUCUCUUAGUGUAGUCUUUUUAAACCGUUUAGGCUGUGGUUUGUGGUUGAUUCCUGAUUGAUCCAUUUUGUUUUAUCAUUCCUUUGCUAUUUGUGUUUUUUGGUGGUCAAAUAAAGAAUAUUUUUACGACGCAUCCAGUAAACGGGAA